Molecule: messenger RNA, 725 nt
Organism: Spinacia oleracea (spinach)
Lineage: Eukaryota; Viridiplantae; Streptophyta; Magnoliopsida; Caryophyllales; Amaranthaceae
Exons: 4
Coding region: 1-348 (115 amino acids)
Source: RefSeq, a predicted model, not a curated record
AUGGCCUACUGCCGACCGUUGCUGAGGGAGUAUCCUGACCCUUCGUUAGGGGGAUGGGUGCUUCCCGAUGCUCGGAUCUCGUAUACCGGAGAGAGUGGAUCCGAGAUUGUGGAGACUUUCCCGGAAGACCGGGUUUUCCAUGCUCCGCUCCCUGAGGGAGUACAGGCGGUUCCGGCCCGUACGGCCAACGCGAUGGUGGGGGUGAUCAACCGGUUGAAGUCCGCGCUGGUUCGGGCCCGAUCUGCACUUUCUUGCAGGAGCCCCCACUCCACUCGGACGGGGGCUGGACGAGCCGGGGCCGACGACGCAGGUCCCUCGGGUGGGGGACGCGGUCGUGAGGAGAUAUAGAGGGAACGACACUCGCCCCUACGGCAUCGCCGUUCCGAUGUGGGGACGAGUUCUUCCGGGGAGAGGUCCGAGCCGGAGCGCAGGCGACGUUCCGUGUCGGUGGCUCGAGAGCCUAGCCCCGAGUUGCAGCCACAGCCUCAUUUUUGGGGUGAUUCUGGCUGGGGGUCCUCAUACCACGGGGAGUGGAGUGGAUGGACCGGCGAGGCUUGGAGACAUGAAGCCGAUGACGAGUCUUAGGCUUGCCUCUUGUUUUGUAUAUAUUCAUUCUUGUAUUCCGCAUGUAUAUAUAUUUUAUUUUUUUUGCGAAUUUUGGGUGCAAGAAUGUUUUGAGCCUUCCAUGGGCUUUGCCUUAACAUUUUAUAGCAAUAUUAGCCUUC